This is a messenger RNA of Suillus fuscotomentosus, 961 nucleotides long. Its product is annotated as NO signaling/Golgi transport ligand-binding domain-containing protein. NCBI's taxonomy places the organism in Eukaryota, Fungi, Basidiomycota, Agaricomycetes, Boletales, Suillaceae. Gene Ontology annotation, cellular component: trans-Golgi network; cis-Golgi network; TRAPP complex. Gene Ontology annotation, biological process: endoplasmic reticulum to Golgi vesicle-mediated transport; regulation of GTPase activity. The record is from RefSeq and is a predicted model, not a curated record. The transcript has 5 exons. The coding region runs from base 92 to 763 and encodes 223 amino acids.
UACUUCAAACCUCACGAGUGCUGUCAGUGAGCAUCUGUAGACCUGCCUUCUUUCUGUCCGAAGUUCCUAUUACACGGCAUAUUCUCCUCAGAUGCAGGCAGCACCGGUCAGCGCCCUCGGCACCCUUGCUGACCCUCCUGCUAGAAUGGUCGAUGGUGCAGCCAUGGACUACUUAUUGAUCGAAGCUGUGAAUGCCCUUCGUGUCUCAUCAGCAGUCGCUUCUGCUCGAGCAAAAAAAAUAGAGCGCGACAUGGUCGAAGCUGGUUUGGUUCCACCACCACCGACAACCGCCAAACAACAGAAUCCGAGAGACAGUACUAGUAGCACGUCAGGUAAGAUAUCAGGGCCUGCGGAUGAGGACGAGGGAGUGAGAUCUAGGCUGGAAGCUAUCGGUAUGCACAUUGGGGGUAACUUUGUGGAGAGGCUUUGCCGUGAUCGCCCAUUAUUCAGUGACUCUCUGGACGUUAUCAAGUUUGUUUGCAAGGAUCUUUGGGUUUCUUGCUGGGAUAAACAAGUCGAUAACUUGCGUACGAAUCACAGGGGGGUCUAUGUUCUUCAAGAUAACGCUUUCAAGCCAAUUACUCGAAUUUCUUCAUGGGAGGGUCGACAAGAAGCUCUUAAGCGAGCCAAGCUGUAUGUUGCACUUCCUGCUGGGAUUAUUCGAGGUGCAUUGUCUCGAAUCGGUUUUCAAGGGACGGUAGUUCCUGAAAUCACCACUUUACCUCAGUGUACCUUCCAGAUCAAACUACCAAAAAACACAUAAAUCCGUAACACUAUAUUAGCCUCAAAUAACACGUCAAUCCGUGGUAGCCCGAGUUGUGAAGUUGCUGCUGAAUGCGAAUCCCGUUGCUGAAAGCUCAGUCAAACGGUUGAAGGUGUUGGGAUCACCAAGUGGUAAGAUGGACAGCACGUAGGCAAUGUGACUCGAAGGAAGGAUCGGGUCUUGAGUCAGUUCUCGCGU